This is a messenger RNA of Sungouiella intermedia, 540 nucleotides long. The record is from the annotation of a GenBank genome assembly. NCBI's taxonomy places the organism in Eukaryota, Fungi, Ascomycota, Pichiomycetes, Serinales, Metschnikowiaceae.
AUGCCGUUCGUCAAAUCUCUCCAUAAAGUGUCCAAAAAGCUCUCUAAGCAGCUGUCGGGAUCGCUUCACGUCAAGGGACGUAAGUUUAAACAACUUAAUAGAGCCACCGAGCGUGAGAACAAGCUCCAAAAGAAAAAACUUCAGUACGCUGAGCAGAAGAACCAUGAACUUCUUGUUUACUUGCACAUCCAGGAGAAGAUCAACGAAGAUAAGGAGAAGGAGGUUUUCUCUCAAGAUGACAUGAGGGAGAUUGUCAAUGAAUAUAUCUGCAGAAACGACGAGGAGUUGGCUCAGAUCGAAAGCGAUCGUAGACCUGGCAGACCUCUAAGUAGCAAGCACCAGCUCCAGAUCGAAAAGAGAAAGCACGAUCAGCAUAUAUUUGAGACUGGGUUUAGUAUCCCAGACAUUUCUGAUAAAUUAACAGUGACCAGAUUGAGAGGGUGGAACGGUACGAGUGGGUCGCUCACUUCGUGGAAAUUUACUUUGAUCACCAAGGAACCCCCCAAGGAAGCCGAUAAGGAAGUUGCAAUGGAGGUCUAG